AACACAACACCCAAUGACCAAAGUAUUCAUUACUGGAGCCUCAGGUUUCAUUGCUCAACAUAUAAUCAAACUUCUCCUUGCCAGAAAUUAUGAAAUCAUCGGAACUGUGAGAACAAAAGCCAAGGGAGAACUCUUAAGAUCCUGUUUAUCACCAACCGACAAAUUCACCUAUGAAAUAGUGAGUGACAUUGCUGAACCAGGAGCUUUCGAUCACGCACUCAAGAAGAAUCCAGGUAUAACCUAUGUGUUCCACGCUGCAUCUCCCUGUUUUUUUGAGACCACAGAUCCAGAACACGAUAUUUUGAUUCCAGCCAUAAGAGGAACUGAAAAUAUCUUGCUGGCAAUUGUGAAAUACCAACCUGAAGUGCAACGAGUCGUGUUGACUUCGUCUGAUGCAGCCAUAUAUUCAAACGAAGACGAAAUUAAUUCUAAAUUGUCGUUUAACGAGAGUAACUGGAACAAUACCAAGUAUGAAGAUGCCUUGAAUGACGGUAUCACAGCAUAUUAUUGUGCUAAGGCACUUGCUGAAAAAUAUGCUUGGGAAUUCAUGCUUAAAAAUAUUCCAAGUUUUGGAUUGGUGGCUAUAAACCCGGUAUAUGUAUUUGGUCCACAAGCAUAUGGGGUCCCUGAGAACCUUAAUGCUUCCAAUGAAUUAUUCACAAAAUUGUUAAAUCUUGGUCCUGAUGAAAAGUUUGAUAAUGAAAUGGGUGGGUUUAUUGAUGUUAGAGAUAUUGCCAGUGCACAUGUUUUUGCCAUUGAUUCUAAAGAAGCAGUUGGUAGGAGAUUGUUAGUGAGUAAUGGACAAUAUAGCGCUCAAAUGAUCCUUGAUAUAAUUAACAAACACUUCCCUCAAUUGAAUCUUCCAAAGGGUAAUGAAGGAACUGGUGAGUAUGAUACUAUGAAUUUAGCCAGAGUUAAUAAUAGUGCUACAAGAAAAUUACUCAACCGCAGGUUUAAUUCCUUGGAAAAUAUCGUUGUUGAUACUGUUAGUCAACUUUUAGAUAGCCGCAAGAAUUCAAAAGCACAUUUAUAGAUUUUUAAAGUUGUCGUAAAUUAAAUUUAAUGAUUGUAAAUAUACAUGUAUAUGCAAUUAAUGUUCGCUAUGAUGAUUAUAAGUCAAGAAUGUAAUCAAAAUACCAAUGUCAUAAGUUGUCUUUAAACAACCAGCAAUGACAAAUGUAAUCCAUUGAAGACCUUUUUGGGUCAUGAAUCCCACAAUACUUGGUCCAAUGACUUGUGCUAAUGUUUUCACAACAUUAACAAAUCCAAAAACGGCAGUUCUGUCAGCAUCAGCCACCAAUGUAGCCAAAAACACGUGUUUUGGUGCUACAUCCAUAGAUUGUGUAGAGGCUCUAAUGACCAAUAUAGCCAUAGUCAUGACAAAUGACGAUGGAAAUGGAACAAAUGUCAACAACAUAGAAGCAGGAAGAUGCGUAGCAACCAUGGUUACCACUGCACCCCAUCUCUUGGUGAGUGAUGUACUGAAUAAUGACGUAAAUGCACUAACUAUACCGGUGGUAAAGAAAACCGAACCCAAGUAAGUAGUUGGUAUAUCAAAUUUAUUCUUAAGGUAAAAAGAAAUCCAAGAUGUAGGUGUCAACGAGGAAGCAAAUGCAUCAAGUCCAAACAAAAGGGACAACUUAAGCACGAUCAAGUAAGUAUGAGGGCUAAGGUGUGGUAAUAAUCUGAACAGCAGGAGCUUGGACUUUGUUGGAACUUCGGGUAUCAAUUGGGUAUUUUCACUAUCGGAUUCAGAAAUUGGUUCCGUCUUGGCAGGCUCAAGGUUACUUGAAAGAAAUAUGCAUAGCACAAAGGAAAUCAAGGAAAGCAAAGCAUAUGCCAUAAACACACACUUAUAACUAAACACUAAUGAAUAUCCAUAGGUUUCAUUCACAGUAUGGACCAAUGCACCAGCAAGGAAGCUUCCAAACGCGCCACAAAACAUUCCAAGGAAAGUAUACCACGCGUAAAUAUCCGAUCUGUCACGAUGAGGAACCAAUGAAGCUAUCGAGCUUUGUUCUAUCGUCCUGAACGGACCAACUUCGACCCCCAGCGGGGUUAGUAUACCCAAAACUGCCACUACUGUUAGCACAUAGAAAUUGUCCACAAAACUGAAUACUAUUCCUGUUAAUGCCAUCAUGAGUGAACAAAGAAUAAGCAUUUUCUUACGUCCAACUUGAUCUGCAAUGAUAGCAAGCAAGAAUGAGGAAACCAAAUCACCUAUAAAUGUGAGGGUCAUGAAAAACCCAAUAUAUUCUUCUGUUAUAUUCAAUGCUUUCAUGUAUAAUGCAAGAAUUAACGAAGUUGCACCAAAUCCAAUCAAUCGAAUCAUUCGAAGAGCAAUGAUGAUUGCAACGUCAGAACCUGCUUUGGAUACGGUGACUAUUCCCACUUCAUCCAUUAGGACAUUUAUAAAUUUGGGUAUUGUGUACCUCAUUCUGUGAUGUAUUGUUGUAUAUUUAGUCUAUAGGUCUAUGUUGAAAGGAGAUCUUUCAUGAGAUAUAUAGGGGAUAUAAGUUGUGGG
Messenger RNA from Spathaspora passalidarum NRRL Y-27907, 2524 nucleotides. RefSeq names its product Grp1p (gene GRP1). The record is from RefSeq and is a predicted model, not a curated record. The coding region runs from base 14 to 1033 and encodes 339 amino acids. Gene Ontology annotation, molecular function: oxidoreductase activity, acting on the CH-OH group of donors, NAD or NADP as acceptor. The transcript has a single exon. NCBI's taxonomy places the organism in Eukaryota, Fungi, Ascomycota, Pichiomycetes, Serinales, Debaryomycetaceae.